Neltuma alba is the source of this 954-nucleotide messenger RNA. RefSeq lists its product as uncharacterized. The transcript has a single exon. NCBI's taxonomy places the organism in Eukaryota, Viridiplantae, Streptophyta, Magnoliopsida, Fabales, Fabaceae. The coding region runs from base 62 to 670 and encodes 202 amino acids. The record is from RefSeq and is a predicted model, not a curated record.
CCCAUUUUUCCUCUCCAUCCAGUAGUUCCUGAAACUUUGUUGAUCCCUGAAAAAUAUCGCGAUGGUCAUGGACAUUCUCGUCGCCGAUACCGUACCACUUUCCUCUGCGAAAGGCCUUGGGGUCGCCAAGCUCCUCCUCCUUCGGAGCUGUUGUUCCACCUGUAACCUCUCCGUAACGGAUUCGUACGCCGAACAAUCGUCUUCUUCUUCCCCACCAUCGUCCAGAUUUCUCCAGAUCUCGGCGUUGAUUUUGCCGGUGGACGCCCUUGCGCCUCCGCCGGUGAAACCCAAUACAUACAGAAUGCCUCGUCGGACCGUUAUCCGCAGAAAACGACGGGCGAAGCGUAGGUUGUCUGGUGGUGACUCGGGGGAUGCUGGAGAUGAGGGGUUCUUCUUUGGUGAUGGCGGCGAUCCUCCUUUUGGUGGCCGCAGUGGUUUUGGUGGUGGUGGGAGUUGGAAUUUUAAUCGAUUCGGAGAAGGGCAUAACUGGGAUGAUUCAUCGUCUUCGUAUUCGGACCCUGCGUUCGAUUUCGUUUAUCAGGUUCUCUCCUGGAUUAUGCUUUCCAAUUGUCUGCACUUUGCUUUCAAAAAGAUUGUUCGAGAUUUUACCGAUGGAAUUAUGGACGCCGAUAGAGAAAAAGUUCCCCGGAGGAUGGCGCCAAUUUGCUGAUUUGGUGCCUUUUAUUACAUGUAAAUCAAUGCUUACUGAUAGAAAUCGUAAUAAUUGGGGAUUACAUCUGCGUUUGGAUAGGAUUCUAGAUCUUCACUUUCGUUCCUGUAAAUGUUGUCUAUAACUUUCAUUUAAUCUAUGAUAUGGUCGUAGAUUCUUUGUUUUAAUAAGCUAUUGUGCGUAGUGUACUGCACUUAAUGCUCUUGUUACAGUUUGCUAGUUCAUUGCCGUUUAGUUCUACCUUUAAAUUAAAUGUUGCUUAUUACCCCCCAAAAUUACAGGGG